Danio aesculapii is the source of this 1624-nucleotide messenger RNA. Its product is annotated as gastrula zinc finger protein XlCGF67.1-like. Bases 178 to 936 code for a protein of 252 amino acids. NCBI's taxonomy places the organism in Eukaryota, Metazoa, Chordata, Actinopteri, Cypriniformes, Danionidae. The record is from RefSeq and is a predicted model, not a curated record. The transcript has 3 exons.
GAUAAAACUGCUAAGGAGAGGAAGAUUAUAGUUUUAUGUCAACUUGGCGAAGAGGAAUUCAGAGCACACUACUGGAGACUGAGCCUAUACUGGAAUAUUCCCAUCAGUCUACAAGUGAGGACGAGCAUCACCUUCAGACAGAAGUCAAAUCUGAGUUUAUUGAAGGACAGUGGGAAGAUGAGUGAUCCAGAACCCUGCAGAAUUACAGAUGAAGACACUGAAGAACAAACAGACCUUACUGAAGAGAGUGAGGAGAGUGAAGAUGAUGAACUCCUAAAAGCUGGGAAAACACCUCAUUUACAGACUGAAGAUACUUUAAUGCAAAGAGACAAGAAUCGUUUGAUCUGCUGUGAGUGUGGAAAGAGUCUGGCAAACAAAAAGAGUUUUAAUCAACACAUGAUGAUCCACACCGGAGAGAAACCAUUCACAUGCACUCAGUGUGGGAAGAGUUUCAGACACUCAUCCGCUAUUAAUGAACACAUGAAGAUCCACAAUGGAAAAAACACAUUCACAUGUACUCAGUGUGGGAAGAGUUUCACACUCUCACACUACCUUAAUCAACACAUGAUGAUCCACACUGGAGAGAAAACCCACAGAUGUGAUCAAUGUGGUAAAACAUUUUUGAGGGCGUCAGAGCUGAAACUCCAUCUCAGAGUUCAUACAAAGGAGAAGCCUUAUUCAUGCUCUGAGUGUGGAAAGAGUUUUACACAGCUGGCACAUUUAAGGCAACAUCAGAAGACCCACACUGGUGUAAAAGAGUAUGUGUGCUUUGAGUGUGAGAAGACAUUUAUCACAGCUACAGAACUGAAACUGCACCAGAGGAUUCACACUGGAGAGAAACCAUACAAGUGUUCACACUGUGAUAAAAGAUUCAGUCAGUUAGCACAUCUGAAAAAACACAAGAGGAUUCACACCGGAGAAAAGCAGCACACAUGACAUCAAUGCAGAAAAACACUGCAUUCUCUGCAACACUGUUUUGUCAAUUCAAUUGAAUAAUUGCUUUAUUGGCAUGACAAAUGUAUUGCCAAAGCAUUUAUAAAGUUUACAUAAAAAGCAUAGUAAACACAGUAAUUAGUAGUAGUAAAAAAGAUAUGCAAGUGUGAGUUUUUGUCUUGGGUGCUUGCUACUUUUAUCAAUAAAGUUUCUCUAGUCUGAAGUUCAAGAUUCUCACCAUGUUUACUUUGUAGAGCAGAAUACAAACUAGCCUAUAUUUACUGAUUUCAGCUGAUCGACAGAAUUGUUUCGGAAGUUUUUCAAUAGUAAAACAUAAUUUUUCAAUGUUUACAUUUACUAAGCUUGAUAAUUGGUUAAAAUAAGAUUCUCACGUCUAGAUUUCAGCCGUCACAAAUGUUCAGGUAAAUCAGAACUGCCUCUGGCCUAAACAGGUAUGUCUUCACAGGUUCAGUUAUUGGUAAAAAUCAACUACACCAAGGAGAGAAUGUGUGUUUUUGUGUAUUUGCAGACUGUUACAUGCUAAAUCAUUGGCUAAUCAUACGUGUACUAUAUCACUGACACGUGAGACGUUUCUUUACACAACCUAUAAAGUAGUGUGGGCAAUAUAUCAGGCACUCACCACUGAACUAGAUGGCAAGGCCAAAACGCUCCAGCUCGCCAGAGGAACUUC